Molecule: messenger RNA, 5145 nt
Organism: Toxotes jaculatrix (banded archerfish)
Lineage: Eukaryota; Metazoa; Chordata; Actinopteri; Toxotidae
Gene: gdpd4a
Product: glycerophosphodiester phosphodiesterase domain containing 4a
Exons: 17
Coding region: 250-2043 (597 amino acids)
Biological process (GO): lipid metabolic process
Cellular component (GO): membrane
Molecular function (GO): glycerophosphodiester phosphodiesterase activity
Source: RefSeq, a predicted model, not a curated record
UCUUCUUUUUAAAGUCACGGUCCGAAAAGAACGAAAGAAAAAAAAAAACCAGAACAAACGGACGUUUGGGGAGAAAGCAGACGCCCUGUGGGCGAAGUCAGUUUGGUGGCCAAGAGUCCUGCUUUUUUUUCCUUCCUCCUGUCUCUGUCCUGUCCCUUAUCCUUUAUCCUACAUCCUACUUCUCUCUCUAUACACCCCCCACCCCCGUCGCUCUCUCUGCCUCUGUGAUGCCGGGCUGUGGGUGAGAGUAUGCCCGUGACCAGACUGAAGCUGGGGAAGCUAAAGGUGGUGCGGCGGCAGCUGCUGCAAAGGUAUGAACACCAGCCAUUUGUCUCCUGCCUGGCUGGUCUCUACGGUUGCCAAUGGAGACGAUACCAAAGAGCCCGGGCACAACCAGGAGAGUGCUGCUGCAGCAAGGUGGAGUGUGGCAGUUUUGGCCUCCUGAUCCUCACCUUCCUCCUGAGUUUUGUAUUCCUCUAUUUCUGGAGUGAAGCUCAGAACGACUACAACGACUUUGACUGGUUUAACUUUGGGACUCUGGGUUUCUGGUUUCCCUGGUCCCUGGUCCUGCUGGUUGUUGCUGCUGCCCUCUUCACAUACAUCGCCCUGCUAUUGGUGCUGGCGGUCUGUCUGCUGUCAGAGGGUCAGAGGCUUUACCUUCACUGGAGCCACAAGACCGGCAUCAUUGUGACGUUGGCAUUCUCUGUCACAGCCACUGCCAUCCUGUCCGACCUCUGGAGCAAAGAAUGGAAGACUCUUCUCCUGUCUCUGCAGGUGACAGCACCUUUCCUCCAUGUGGCUGCAGUCUCACUGAUGGCGAUUCUCUCCUGGCCAAUAGCGUUACACUUCUUCCGCAUGAGCAAGAAAGUGCGUCAGGUGGCUAUCCUGGGUCUUUACCUGUCCGUGCUGUUCUCUCUCUACCUGGUCCCUCUGGGAAUGUACUCGCCCUGCAUUAAAGAAGCAGGAACGUUGGGACCGGCCCCGGCACUUAUCGGACACCGAGGAGCUCCACUGCUCGCUCCAGAAAAUACUGUGAUGUCAUUUGAGAAAGCAGUGGAAGCAGGAGGAGAAGGACUGGAGACUGACGUCGCCAUCAGUUAUGAUGGUGUUCCCUUCCUGAUGCAUGACUCCACUCUGAGGAGAACUACUAACGUUGCUGAGGUUUUCCCAAAUCGCACACACCUCGAUGCCUCCAUGUUCACCUGGGCCGAGCUGCAGCAGCUUAACGCUGGCGACUGGUUCUUAUCGAGGGAUCCAUUUGGUACAGCGUCGUCCCUGUCUGAGGUGGACCGCUUGCAGGCCCAGAACCAAUCUGUUCCCUCGUUGGCCCAGUUUCUGGAGGUGGCAGCCCGCAGCGGCAGGCUAGUGCUGUUUGAUCUGCGUAGGCCACCAUAUGGACAUCCCUACAGUCAAUCAUACAUCAACACCACUCUGCAGGUGGUGCAGGCCCACAUCAACUCCUCACAGGUGCUGUGGCUACCGCCUGAGGACAGGGAGGUGGUGCAGGCUGUGGACCCAGAGCUGCAGCAGACCUCUGGAGAAAAAGCUUCUAUUCAGGAACUGACAGACGGACACAUCACCAGACUGAACCUGCACUACAGCACCAUGUCUCAGCAACAGAUCAGUAAAUACCAGUCAGUGAACAUCAGUACUAACCUGUAUGUGAUCAGCCAGCCGUGGCUGUACACCCUGGCCUGGUGUGCCGGAGCUCAGUCCGUAACCACCAACUCCAUCCACGUCCUGUCCAACAUUAAGAAGCCGCUCUUCCUCAUGACUCCAGAGGAAUACAGUCUGAUGUGGAUUCUGACUGAUGCAGUGUCUGCCUUCCUCAUCAUCACCAUUUUCAUAUUCCACUGGUGGAGAGAGAGAGGUCUACCCUUCUGGUCCGGCAGCCAUCAGACUCACGAGAAUGGACCGUACAGCAAGUUCAGGACAGAGCUGAGUGAUGUGUGGUCCGUCUCCAGCGUCAGUGUCCGACCUGAUCUACGGAGCACGCCCAGUUCGCCCAGCACCCCACACCUGCCCACCAUCACAGAGGAGUGACUGGAGGAGAGAGACACGGGGAGACAGAAGAAAACAGAGAGAGAAGCAAGAAAGAAAAGUACAGAUAGUGAGAGAUGUAGAAAAAAAUAUUUGUUUAGAGACAGUGAGGGUUACAGCCCCUGAAUACUGGGUUUUAAAUCAGAAGCAUUUGUCAAUAAAAUUAAACAUUCAUUACUAAAUAAGUAACAAUCAGAUUUAUUAUUAAUUUAUUUAUUUAUAAAAGUUAACAGAAAAAAACACAUGGUUUGGUUUUAAUUCAAAUUUUGCUAAAAUGUACCACAUAAAGAAAACUCAGAAAACCAGAAAUACCAUGUCAAAUAACAAAAUCUGCUCUAAUGUGUUUAUGUGGAACCUCAUCGCUCACAGUUUAUUGAGAAGAUGAGUUUUUGAGGCCUUUAAAGAAACGAUAAAGGAAAAGGGGGGGUGUUAAAAAAAACAAAAAACAUUGGGACCAAGAACAGAACAGAAAAAAAGGAACAGGAGACAGCAACUCUCUCAUCUUUCUCCACUUCCUCUGUCGCCCUCUCUCAGCCCGCGGGCCGAACUGAACUUUCUGAACCAAACGCCAUUCGCUGAUCUGCCAUCAGUGACGGAGGAGAGAGAUUCUGGGCACGAGCCCGGGAGCACCAGUGUCCGUUUUAAUACUAUAAUCUCAUAGAUGCCAUUAAAAUGCCUGGGCAGUGAGGACAGUCAGACCCUGUCCCAGAGGCAGACAUGCUUGAGAACAUUUUCAUCUGUGGUCAUUCAACGCCACCAGCUGAGCUCAACAACGCAAGACAUCGAAGAAAUUAAACCUCACAAAAGAAAGAAGAAAACAGUGAAUGUUUACGGCUGUGACACGCGUCGCUUUCAGUCUUUCCGUUUGCAGUUGAUCAAAAUCAAAUGUUUGACAGAGGAUGAGCGGUGGAGUGAGGAGAAGCUCUGACAGAGUGAAAGCUCAGAGCAGGAGACAUCUGGACCAUGAUAACAUGGACUCUGAAUACCUUCUGUACCAGUUAUACUUUUUCAUUUUCAGCUGUCCAGAUAUCAGGUGCAUUAGACCAAAACUUGUCCAUCUAAUCUCUGUAUGUCUUUGAGUUUGUUGGAUGCGGUGUUUGAACUGUACAGUGUUUGACAGAAUGAAUGUAAAUCCGAGGCUCCAGAAGGUAUUGUUAGUUACUGUUUAUGUUUGUACUAAAAUGAAUGUAUUAUUAAGCGGGGCCAUGUUUCUCAAAAGCAUAUGAGGCGUGUUCUGGCUGGAUCGUUUCACUUUGGCUGCUGAUCUGUGCCAAAUGUAGCAUCAGCUGCUCCAAAUAAAGAUUGGAAAAAGAUGCUUUUGAGAAACUUUAGAGAAACUCUUUUAUCCCGGCAGCAAAUACAGCAUCUGCUUUUUCCUCAAAUAUAUACGCUCACAGUACUUUCUGGAAACAUGGCUAUACUUUAUAAUUUAUCUGUGCUUCAUUGUCCUCAACUCAGUCUGACUUUAGGUCUGAAAUCCAGAGUGUCUUGUCUCAACUUUUCAGGUGUGAAAUCCAAGAGGUUAGGGCCGUUGAUUUUCUGAGGGGUUUUGCCAGUUUGCUGCUCAGUGUUGGAGAUGAAGCAGGACGUGCUGCAGUAAGUGCCAUUAAAAAACAAAAAGACUUUAGAAACAGAAUCACUUUGUUCACCCAGCACAGUAAAUGUACAGACAUUUGUGUAGAAAAUCGAACAGUAGUUUCUGACAGACGUCCCUGCACAUAGUCUACAGGUAUCUGUUGAAAGGAAUCACUGGACAACUGUUCACAGUGUGCUGCUCAUUAUUUUUAACCUACAGUCUGAUUCCAUGUGCUCAUGAUUUUACCCUGCAAAUCUCAUGUUUAGCACUUAGAUUCCCAUUCUGAAACUUGGAUAAAUUUUGGACUUUUGUGUUCAGGAUUUGAUGGAUUUUUGCUGCUGGUCUUGAGUAGACUCGAGGUUGCCCAGUGUUUGUGUGUCCUGUACCGUCCUUCAGUCUCAUGUUGGACACGCAGGCCUGGGUGUGGUCUGUUUAACUGAGGUGCUGCUGUACAGUACAAGUUUCUGGACUAUUUAUUUUGUCCCACAAAGCUUCAAGGCAACAGGAGACUUCUGAAUGAGACUGUGGUCAGUGUAUUCCCUGCUCCUGAAGUCUAAAAAAAAAAAUAAAAAAAAUAUAACGGUGCUAAUACGACCCAGAGCUGAAGGUACAAAGUUAAACCAUUACAGAGCAGAAUCACACGGCUGCAAAUGCAACCAAGUAAGUUAAUGUACUGUAUUGUAAUGAUGGUUAGCAUUUAAUUUGUGUAUUUGUGUUUGUGUUGAGAAUAUUGAGUAGCUGAUCUGCUGGGCACGCUAAGCAUUUUAGCUGUAUUUAUUAAUCAUUAUAGCUGCACAGCCAUAUUUAUUCUAUUGAAUGUUUCCCACCUUAAGACCAACCAUUUUAAGUGAGCGAGUCCGGUGUCAGUGCAGCACUGUGGAGAUGCAUUAGAUUUACAGCUUUGCGUGUGUUGGAUUUAUAAAAGCUUUGUUUUAGAAAUGCUUACUUGAGGUGAUUCUCCACCUAAAAUCUAUCUUCUCAGUAGCAAACUUGGUGGAGACUUAAAUUGUGUCUGUAAAGAGUUUUCCACUGCUGAUUCAAAUGGUGUUAUAUUUUUUAGGUGAAAACAAUAUCCAGACAUCCACAGAAACUUUUGGAUUUUCCAAACACAGUCGGGUGAAAAGGCAGCUCUCCAGAGGUCAAAAACAGUAAGCUCUGACUCUGAGUCAUUAUUUAGCUGUUUUUUGACCUGGUGCGUCGCCUUUUUCUUGGCUCCAGCUCUGGGAAAUGCAGACGUUGUUUGUUAAGGCAGAGCACCCAGCUGAAGUUCAGUGCAGGAGAGGUGCACUUGUUUCUCCUUAUGAAUUCAUAGAAACUUCUCAAACGGCUACACUCCACUGUGUAAUCCACAAAAGUCAAGUCGCUUAUCCAAGUUGUAGAAACAACAAAUAAUGACUUGUAGUUGAUCAAUUGGAUUCAGAAACGGCUUAUAUGAAAGGCAAAGCCCUCUAGAUUAUGCUUAUUAUACCAAAAUAAAGUUUUGUAUCAUUCAUUGAGUUUUAUCAUUUAAUUAGGACAGAAAGGUCAGA